CGGGCUCCCCGCCCUCUCCAUGCCGACACGGGCCGGGCUCGCCAUUUUGCCGCCAUUUCGCCAUGCCACAUGUGUGGGGCCUUCUUCCUGCACGAGGUACUCCCCCUUCUCCACGGGCUGCGGCAUGGCCUGAGCGGCCACGAGGAGCCCCGAGGGCCCCCAGGGUGCACAUUGCGCCGAUGAUGCAGGUCACCCAUCGGCACAUGCGCUACUUCUGCCGAUUGCUGUCCAAACGCCUGGUGCUGUGGAGUGAAAUGGUCAAAGACACCAGCAUCACCUACAACCAGGACAACCCAGUCUUCCUGCGGAAAUUGCUUGACAUGUCCAGCCAAGAGGAGCAUCCGGUGGUCCUGCAACUGGGCGGCUCAGACCCUGAGACCUUGGCACACGCCGUGCGCCUCGCCUCGCCCUGGAGCUACGACGAGAUCAACCUCAACUGUGGUUGCCCCUCGGAGGCGGCGGUGAAGACCCGACAGGGCCACGGCUUUGGAGCGCAGCUCAUGACAUGCCCAGAGCUCGUGCGCGCUUGCACAGAGGCCAUGCAAGAAGCUGCCUCCGUGGGCGUGAGUGUGAAGUGCCGCAUCUGGACCCACCCGACCCUGGCCGACCUGGAACGAGAUGGAGAUCGCUUCGAGACCUUGUUGCGCUUCGUCGACACAGUGAGCGCCGGGGGCGUGCGCCGCUUCAUCGUGCACGCGCGCAGCGGGAUUCUUGCAGGGCUGAAAGCCAGUGAAAACCGCAAGCGGCCGCCCUUGCAUCAUGACUUCGUGGAGGAGCUCCAACGAGAACGCCCCGAACUGGAACUCACGCUGAACGGCGGAAUUUGCAGCUUGGAGGAGAUUGAGGAGACGCGGGCCAAAGGGCUGGAGGUUAUGGUGGGGCGCUGGGCUGUCCAACAGCCCUGGGCCUUCGCCGACGAGUCCGCGCGGGCUCGUGGCCGUGGGGCCAUACUUCAGGACUACUUAGCUUAUGCCCGUCGAGAGCUUCAAGAGCACCGUGAGGAUCAUCUCUCCAUCCUGGCCGAUCCGCUGCGGAACCUCUUCGCUGGCGUCAAGAAGAGCGGCGAGUACCGUCGGGUGCUCUCCGAAGCCUUAAGCAGCUCCCCCCGUGAGGGCGGCUGGGAUCGCUUCCAAACGGCUUUUGCCACUGCGCUCUCCCACUUGCCCGAGAGCGCAUUCGAGGGUGAAAAAUGACCACUCCGCGGAGCAAGUGGCCUUCGCGGAGCGCUUCCCUGCUCCAAACAUUUUGGCGAAGGCAGAUCCC
Molecule: messenger RNA, 1263 nt
Organism: Durusdinium trenchii
Lineage: Eukaryota; Dinophyceae; Suessiales; Symbiodiniaceae
Source: the annotation of a GenBank genome assembly